AUGGGCUUUGGGGGCCUACUGAAUUUUGCUUGUCGCGAACUAAGAUAUGAGCUAUGCGCGUGGCUCAUCUCUCAAUAUGACUUUACCUACCAUAGACUUAAUAUGGAAACCGGCAAUGCUAUCACUGUCAAUGAAGAACAUGUCAAUAGAGUGAUGGGCAUCCCUAACUCCGGGCAAGACGUGGUUAUCCUUAAGAGAACAGCCCCGUCCAAUCGCACAUACACUCUCAGGGUACUGGAGCAAAACCUUGAGAAUUUGCCCGUGUGUGAUGAUUUUUUAAAAUCAUUUUUAAUUUUUUCAUGUGCCACUCUACUGGCACCUAACUCUAAGCUUGAAGGAAGCCAUGACCUUUGGGACACCAUAUGGGAUGGUGAUGUUGGUGUCCAAAGGAAUUGGGCAAAGUUUCUGCUGAAACACUUAGAAGAUGGAAUCAAGGAAUAUCGACAAAAGCAGCCUACUUACAUCCGAGGCUGCCUCAUGUUCCUCCAGCUGUUCUACAUGGCAUACUUCUACAUGCCAUCAGUCAAUGUUGAAGUGACCAGCCCGCUAGCUGCUGCAUGGACUGACGAUGUAAUGAAACGCCGAUUAGCAGCUGAAAUAUCAACAUUCAGUGGUUAUGGAUAUGUGCAUGCACAGGAGCGAGCACAAAGCACAGCCAAUAUGAAUGUACCAUCAAUAGCCUCAACCUCUACAGCGGAUGACGAUGCUACAGAGGUAGUUCUUCUUCACUAA
This is a messenger RNA of Vitis riparia (riverbank grape), 732 nucleotides long. RefSeq lists its product as uncharacterized. The coding region runs from base 1 to 732 and encodes 243 amino acids. The record is from RefSeq and is a predicted model, not a curated record. The transcript has 3 exons. Lineage: Eukaryota; Viridiplantae; Streptophyta; Magnoliopsida; Vitales; Vitaceae.